AUUUCUUAAGGUUAUAUUUCAGCUCUGCCAAUAAUGGAAAAGUCUCAUGCUUCUCUCUUUGUUUCUGAUGAGGAAGUUAAUGAUUUUUUUGAUAUUAUUUCUCAAAAUGCGCCUAACGAUAACCUGUCCUCUUGUUCGGAAUCAUUAUUUUUCCUUAAGAAGGAGGAAAUUGUGGGUCCCACUCAACCCUCUGAAAAUGUUAAUAAACCCGUAUCCCAGUUAGCAUCUCCCACUUUAUUAAAAAAUGUUUCCAGUGACUGUCGCGUUUAUACUAUGAACUCCAACGAAGUUCCGGAAGUUUCUUUAAGUUUAAAGCAAAUUUCUGAACAAUUUCCAUGUGAUAACAACUUCAACUUGCCUCCUGAAGUGCAGAGUUUUCUAGAACCUCAAGCACACAAUGACUUUAUAAAUGAACUAAGUGUUAAGAAUACUAAUAAACCACCUGAGGCCAGCUAUCAGAGUUUUCAAAGCGGGAGCUCCUCACCACCCUCUUUGUCCGAUUCUUCCAUAAAAAUGAGUUCUUUUGGAGUCAACUCCUCUAACUUUCACGACCUUGGUUUUUCUAUUAGCGGUAAGAACCUUACUACUAAAGAAAGGAAUCUUCCCCAUUCAACAGAUAACAGCAACAAAUCGGCCCUGACUCCAUCACCGGUUGAUUUUCAAGGGGUUGACUCUUCCCUACUCCCCUGUGGCCCGUUCCUCCAGCCACACUGGCACUACUUUGACCGCGCUUUAAACUCUUUCGUUCCUUUCAGCGUCUCCGAUUCCAAUAAACUGGAGCACAUCUACCUCUCUCACCAGCGGGGCGCUGUAGUAGCUGUUGAGGGUGAGAGGUACGACGUGGCUAUAGAUGACAGACUCAUGCAGUCCGUUUAUUGGCAGGAAGCUGACUCCAUGGUGCUGCGAGGCACUUGGUUCACCUAUAUCAAUGGCCAUGUCCAGCCAUAUUCAGAAGUCGUAGCAGCGUCUCUGGAGCUUGCUUUUUCAGAGGCGCUAUUAAACGACAACUGGCCCAAACGGGUGGACUUGGAGGGUGGACAGUACGUGAUGAUACACUCCGAAAAGGUGAUGGUCCACCAUUGGCCAGGUGGGGGAUACACAGCUGGAGUUUUAGCGCCGUCCACCACGUGCAUAGUCAUGCGGGGCUACGAUCGGCGCCACUCCCUCCUCGGAGAAGUGGUGGAACCAUCCCAUCUUUUCCUAGUAGUGGCUGGAAUUGGCGCCGAAAUGGGCUUUCAUAAGACCCAAUGCGUCAACGCCCUGCGGCACACUCUGCACCAAUUACAAGUGCAGCCAGAAACAGACGGUCGAUUCCCCCGUAUGGAGAUCCUUCCUAUUCAUUGGGGUAGCCAUUUCAAGCAACUGGACCGCAUAAGAGAAACCGCUGGAAUAUCUACCCCUCCCGGAAUUGAGAAGCUGAGAACCUUCAUGGCGGACGCGGUGGUCGAUCAAACUUUCAUGCUCUCCAGUCACUUUCAGUCAGUCAAAGAGGCCAUAGCGGCCGAGCUGAACCGUGUGCAUUUAUUGUUCUCCACUCGCCAUCCCAAUUUUAAAGGAGAAGUUUCCGUCAUUGGCCAUGGCAUAGGUGCCAUAGCCCUUUUUGAAAUACUGCUGACCCAACAAUUGCCUGCCCUCUCACCCGAACCUGCCUUGCGAGACACCUCUCUGCUGCCUUCCUUGGGCGAUGAGAUCACCUACCGGACAACUUCUUUGGCUUCUACAGACAACAAUUUGCUAGAAGUCAAAAGACUUUUCCUAAAAAGAGCAAGCCACAAAGGCACCAAGCCGCUGAAAUCUCACUUAAAGACGGCCAGCAUGGACAGCUUUCGGUCAACUGUCUUCAACGACAAAGCAGUUUUUUCUAAGCAUCCCUGUCACUUGGAUUUCUACCCUCAUUCUUUGGUGUGUCUCGGGUCCCCGUUGGGAUGGUAUUUGCGUGCCUCUGGUCACGAGCUCUCUCCCGCGUUCUACCUCCCGGCGUGCCGACAUGUUUAUAAUGUAUUUCAUCCGUUGGAUCCGUUUGCGUGUCGACUUGAGCCGCUGAUACAACCGGAAUACAUUAACGUUCCGCCGGUGCAGAUCCCUCACCACAAAGGCAGAAAACGCCUUCACUUGGAGCUAAAAGAUUUUGGAAGUAGCUUAAUAGCGUCUCUGUGGUCCUGGUACAACGCACUGAGCCAAGACAUAAUAGAAUCGGAACCCACUCUUGAGGAGGGUGAAGAGAAGACCGCUCCUUCCAACUUUGAUCACUUUAGUUCGGAAAUGAACGCGCAAUGCCGCAUCGAUUUUGUAUUGCAGGAAAGUCCCAUUGAGAUCACCCGAUGUGGCUCUAUUUUUGGUCGCGCAUGCCUCUCAUGGAUGACCAGUUUGGCCAAGCUGGACUGCCGCCUAGAUGGUUUGUGGUCUACUCUCCCGGAAAUGGCUUCGUACUUGGACGGCUCCGUCUGCCAUGCCAGGUGGGACUCCGGCAUCUGGUUGAGCAUAUCAACAACUGUCUGAUUGGAUAUCCCAAAGAAACCGGGCCCAGCUCCCAAGUGUUUGACGUCUCUCCGCUUGGCCUUCACAUACAAUAAUAACAGAUAUGUCAGUAAUAAAGUAGGAAACGAAACCCUGUUUAUGUUAA
Molecule: messenger RNA, 2623 nt
Organism: Zophobas morio
Lineage: Eukaryota; Metazoa; Arthropoda; Insecta; Coleoptera; Tenebrionidae
Product: SEC23-interacting protein-like
Exons: 17
Coding region: 34-2499 (821 amino acids)
Cellular component (GO): cytoplasm
Molecular function (GO): metal ion binding; glycerophospholipase activity
Source: RefSeq, a predicted model, not a curated record